Cyanistes caeruleus (blue tit) is the source of this 1161-nucleotide messenger RNA. It is a transcript of the gene RIDA, whose product is annotated as reactive intermediate imine deaminase A. The record is from RefSeq and is a predicted model, not a curated record. NCBI's taxonomy places the organism in Eukaryota, Metazoa, Chordata, Aves, Passeriformes, Paridae. Gene Ontology annotation, molecular function: deaminase activity. Gene Ontology annotation, cellular component: cytosol; mitochondrion.
GGGGAGGGAGUGCAGGAGGGGAGGGCCCAGCACUUACUGCAGCUUCAGCACCAGCGCCAGCCAUGGCCUCGCUCGUGAAGAAAAUAAUCAGCACUACUAAGGCCCCUGCGCUGGGUCCCUACAGCCAAGCCGUGCUGGUGGACCGGACGAUGUACAUUGCAGGACAGAUAGGGCUGGAACCUUCCACUGGGCAGCUUGUCUCUGGAGGGGCAAAGGAGGAAGCCAAGCAGGCUCUAAAAAACAUGGGAGAAAUCCUGAAAGCUGCAGGCUGUGACUAUGGCAAUGUUGUGAAGACUACGGUUUUGAUGGCAGACAUGAAGGACUACAAUGAUAUUAAUGAUGUUUACAAACAAUUUUUCAAGGCAAACUUCCCAGCCAGAGCAGCCUAUCAAGUUGCUGCUUUGCCCAGAGGGGCCAGAGUUGAGAUUGAAGCUAUUGCCAUUAAGGGACCUCUCCAAGAUGCUUCAGCAUGACUAUAAGUGGAGACUGGACAUCUUACAAUGACAGUUUUCAUUUAGUUAAUACUUCUCCCUUAUAACAAAUUCCUACAGCUGACUAACAGCAGUUACACACAGUUGAAAUCAGUUAGCUUACUGAGGAAAGGUGCUUCCUUCAGGAUUCACAGUGAGUUCUCUGCUGGCAAAUCCUGGAAAGUGCCUGAGUCCUGCUACAAUCAGCUGAGCCAGAUUGCAGGACAGGACUGCCCUUUGUGGAGGUGACUGGAUAUUCAGGCAUUAGGGUACAUAACUGUGUGAAUAUAUUACAGUUAUACUAUGGGUGAUCUGGACAUGGAAAACUAUAGUGAUUUGUAAUAGUAGGUUUUUAGUAACAAUUUCAAAUCAGAAAAAUGACAGAAAUGAGAAAACAGAGCACUUGAAUUGCUUAGCAUACCUCUUCACUGCUGAGGAGUUUUACUCUAUUUGCUUCUGAAUUUUCUUAACCUCAUUCUUUACAUAACAGAUUACUGUUGGGAUUCAGAUUUUUUCAUACCUAAGCAAUUCCUUAAGAAAGUUAAUAUUAAUUUCAGAAAGAAGAAAAUUACACUUUUCUGAAGUGGUACCUUUAUAAAUCAGAUGAAAAUUACUUAAUCUACCUGUAACCUUUUUCGUAAUCUUUUUCAUAUCAUUUCAACUUUGACUAUGUUUUGAUUAAAAAAAAAAA